CGGUAGUUUUUUCUUUCUUUUCUUUUUUUUUUUUCUCCCUUUUCCUUUUGGGAGAGUAACCUGUCUCUGGGAUCUCGUCGUUCCUGCAAAUUACCAGGUUGCGUCUUCUCUGAGAGCAAGACAUUUCUUCACCAAAGGACAUGGAUGAAAAUGAAAGCAACCAGUCCCUGAUGAUAAGCAGCCAAUAUCCUAAAGAAGCAGUAAGAAAACGCCAAAAUUCAGCACGGAAUUCUGGAGGAAGUGAUUCUUCUAGGUUUUCCCGGAAAAGCUUCAAACUGGAUUACAGACUGGAAGAAGAUGUAACUAAGUCAAAGAAAGGAAAAGAUGGGAGAUUUGUUAACCCUUGGCCAACAUGGAAAAGUCCCUCUAUUCCAAAUGUUCUCAGAUGGCUGAUAAUGGAGAAAGAUCACAGCAGUGUUCCUUCUUCUAAAGAGGAACUUGACAAAGAACUCCCAGUGCUUAAGCCAUAUUUCAUUGCUGAACCUGAGGAAGCUAGAGUGAGGGAAGCUGGCAUAAGAGUCACGUGGCUAGGACAUGCAACAGUAAUGGUGGAAAUGGAUGAGCUCAUAUUUCUUACAGAUCCCAUCUUUAGCUCUCGUGCUUCACCAUCGCAGUACAUGGGUCCAAAGCGAUUUCGUCGUCCCCCAUGCACAAUAAGUGAACUCCCCCCAAUAGAUGCAGUUCUUAUCAGUCACAAUCACUAUGACCAUCUGGACUACAGUUCUGUCAUUGCUUUGAAUGAGCGGUUUGGUAACGAGCUGAGAUGGUUUGUGCCUUUGGGUCUUCUCGACUGGAUGCAAAAAUGUGGCUGUGAGAAUGUGAUUGAGCUGGACUGGUGGGAGGAGAACUGUGUUCCUGGACAUGAUAAAGUCACCUUUGUCUUUACGCCUUCCCAGCACUGGUGUAAAAGGACUCUAAUGGAUGACAACAAGGUUCUGUGGGGCAGCUGGUCUGUCUUGGGGCCUUGGAAUCGAUUUUUCUUUGCAGGAGAUACUGGUUAUUGCCCCGCUUUUGAAGAGAUAGGAAAAAGAUUUGGACCUUUUGACCUCGCAGCUAUUCCCAUUGGAGCUUACGAGCCAAGGUGGUUUAUGAAAUACCAGCAUGUAGACCCAGAAGAAGCUGUAAGGAUUCACAUUGAUGUCCAAACAAAAAAAUCUAUGGCAAUUCACUGGGGAACUUUUGCCUUAGCAAAUGAGCAUUAUUUAGAGCCACCAUUGAAACUAAGUGAAGCACUAGAAAGAUAUGGACUUAAGACUGAAGAUUUUUUUGUCUUGAAGCAUGGAGAAUCAAGAUAUCUAAAUACUAGUGAUGAAAACUUUGAGUAAAUAUGAGCACAGGCACUUUUAUUGAAGAAGGAAGGCAUCGUCUGAUAAAAAAUUUGAAGAUAAAUGAGAGAUUAAGAAAUUCAUGAAUAUUAUGAUCUUUUUACAUUUGGAAACAACUUCUACAAGUUUUGUGUUUUGUUUUGUGUAAUAUCUUGCUUACUGACAAUUGUCUGCUCAUAUAAACAUGAAAGAAGGGUUUGGGGGCGGGUCAUUUAAAUAAUGAAUUAGCUAAUGUGGACUUUAAAUCUUUCAUCAUGGUGUAAGCAUUGCAAUGUAAAUUUUUUUUAACCGAAUCAUAAUUUUGUGGUAGUAAUUUUUCUGAGGUGUGAAAAACUGAUUUUUUUUUUUUUUUUUGAGUUGGAGUCUCACUCUGUCACCCAGACUGGAGU
Molecule: messenger RNA, 1714 nt
Organism: Carlito syrichta (Philippine tarsier)
Lineage: Eukaryota; Metazoa; Chordata; Mammalia; Primates; Tarsiidae
Gene: NAPEPLD
Product: N-acyl phosphatidylethanolamine phospholipase D
Exons: 5
Coding region: 141-1325 (394 amino acids)
Biological process (GO): N-acylphosphatidylethanolamine metabolic process; N-acylethanolamine metabolic process
Cellular component (GO): cytoplasm; membrane-bounded organelle
Molecular function (GO): zinc ion binding; N-acylphosphatidylethanolamine-specific phospholipase D activity
Source: RefSeq, a predicted model, not a curated record